This is a messenger RNA of Anopheles stephensi (Asian malaria mosquito), 1293 nucleotides long. It is a transcript of the gene Cdk7, whose product is annotated as cyclin-dependent kinase 7. Gene Ontology annotation, biological process: protein phosphorylation; positive regulation of transcription by RNA polymerase II. Gene Ontology annotation, cellular component: transcription factor TFIIH holo complex; cytoplasm; transcription factor TFIIK complex. The coding region runs from base 130 to 1158 and encodes 342 amino acids. The record is from RefSeq and is a predicted model, not a curated record. The transcript has 2 exons. Lineage: Eukaryota; Metazoa; Arthropoda; Insecta; Diptera; Culicidae. Gene Ontology annotation, molecular function: cyclin-dependent protein serine/threonine kinase activity; RNA polymerase II CTD heptapeptide repeat kinase activity; ATP binding.
GGGUCAAACUGUAAACAAACUUUCUUCGGCCCAAACAAAGUCUCGUGCAAUUUUUACUCCAGCAUUGUGUCUCCGUUUUGUGCAUUAUUUUCCCAGCUUGGUAGUACUACCGCUCUACCUUCAUCAUCAAUGGAAAUCUUGAAUCGUCUGAACAGAUAUGAAAAGAUUGAUUUCCUUGGCGAAGGACAGUUUGCCACCGUUUACAAAGCGCGCGAUGCCGAAACGAACGAAAUAGUUGCGGUGAAAAAAAUCAAAAUUGGUAACCGUGAAGAGGCGGCCGAUGGCAUCAAUCGAACCGCGCUAAGGGAAAUUAAGCUGCUGCACGAGCUACAGCACGAGAACAUCAUCGGCCUGCUGGAUGUGUUCGGGCACAAGAGCAACGUGUCGCUGGUGUUCGAUUUUAUGGACACGGAUCUGGAGAUUAUCAUUAAGGACCCAAAAAUUAUACUCACCCCGGCCAACAUUAAGAGCUACAUGAUCCAAACGCUCCGAGGGCUGGAGUAUCUGCACAUGCACUGGAUACUGCACCGGGAUCUGAAGCCAAACAAUCUGCUCAUCAGUGGGACCGGUGUGCUGAAGAUAGGUGAUUUCGGUUUGGCAAAGUUCUUUGGCUCACCCAACCGUAUCAACACGAAUCAGGUCGUCACGCGGUGGUACCGCUGUCCGGAGCUGCUGUUCGGUGCCCGACAGUACGGGACGGGUGUGGACAUGUGGGCGGUCGGAUGCAUUCUGGCGGAACUGUUGCUGCGCGUUCCGUUCCUGCCCGGUGAGAGUGAUCUCGAUCAGCUGACGCGUAUAUUCCAGGUACUCGGCACACCGAACGAAACGAACUGGCCGGACGUGAAGUCGCUGCCGGAUUAUGUGCAGUACAAGUUCUAUCCACCCAUUCCACUGCGGGACAUUUUUACGGCGGCGUCGGAAGAUUUAAUUGAACUGGCGAACAAAAUGCUUGCCCUGUACCCGUUGCACAGAUGCUCCUGUACGGAGGCGCUGAAGAUGGCAUACUUUUCGAACAAGCCCGCACCAACGAUCGGACCCCGGUUGCCCAUGCCCGCCAGCUAUAAUGCGGCUAACAAACAGGAAGAAAAACCAUCGCUAAAGCGAAAGAUCUUGGACAGUAUUGAUGGUGGAACCGUUCCGAAGCGUUUGCAGUUCUGACCGAUGCAAGACGCGCAAUCGUUGUGCGAUAUCUUAAUAAAUUGGGGUAAAUAACAUACAUGUUACUUCUUCUGAAAUAUCCGUAAAAAAGCAUGCAUAUUUAAAGCAAUAAACAGAAGAAAGGAGCAACCAUAA